Molecule: messenger RNA, 1428 nt
Organism: Lactuca saligna
Lineage: Eukaryota; Viridiplantae; Streptophyta; Magnoliopsida; Asterales; Asteraceae
Source: the annotation of a GenBank genome assembly
AUGGAGAUGAUGAUGAAGCGUAAAGAUGGAUUUGAUCAACCUUAUGAAGAUUCUGUGAAGAAAGAAAACCUCAAAGUUAAUGAAAACGAACCAAUUGAGAAUAUGGACAAGGAAGAGGAGAUAGCUGCAAACUCUUGGGAGAAAAGGAUAGCUUUUGUACUUUGCAACCAUGAAAAGGGUCUUAUAUUUAACGCAUUAGAAGAAUGUCUAAAGAGCAACUCCAUAGACAUGACAAAGAAGUGUCUUUCCAUAGCCACAUGGCUCAUAUACAUGCUUUACAAUCUGCCCGACACAGGUGUCAGAGAAGCUGCCCGGAAGGCUUUGCUUGACCAAUUCAUAUACAUUCUACAAUCCUCCAAGAAUCUUGAAGAGAAGAUUUUGUCAACUGUUGCCCUGAGAAGCUUCAUUAGUGAUCCAGGUGCUCUUGUUGAACUUGGUAGCUACGCUAAAGGCUUGUACAAAACCUUGAAAAAGCUCAAGAGAAGCUCUGUGGUUGUCACUGACAUAAUGAAAACAUUAAUGAAUUUGCCAUCUGUCAAUGCAGCAGAUAUGUGGAGUUGUUCAGAAGGGUUUGAGCUGGAUACAUCAAUGAAUGGAGAGGUUCUAUCUUUGGUUAACAUAAAAGGUCGACUGAUAAGUAGCCAUUCUGAUGGAACCAUUAAGGUUUGGGAUAGUGGGAAAAAGGCGUUAAGGUUGAUUCAGGAGGUUCGUGAUCAUGCAAAAGCUGUCACAUGUCUUUAUGUUUCACCUUCAAGUGAUAAGAUCUAUAGUGGUUCCUUGGAUAAAACAAUACGGGUAUGGGUAAUCAAACAAGAAGGAAUCCACUGUAUUCAGGUUCAUGAUGUUAAAGAGACUGUCUGUGGGUUGGUAGCUGACGCAGAUUUUGCAUAUUUUUUCUCUCAAAGUGCUGGAGUCAAGGUUUAUGGAUGGUCUGGAGUUAUCAAGAAUCUCAACAUCAAACAAACUGUAAAAAGCCUUGCCUUGAAUGGGAAUAAACUGUAUUGUGGUUGCAGUGGUUUCAACAUACAGGAAGUAGAUUUGCGAAAAAACACAUCAACAACAUUUUACGCAGGAGCAAGAAAAUUAUUGGGUAAACAAUCAAUCCAUUCCCUAUAUAUUCAAGACAAUCUUCUGUUUGUGGGUGGAACAUCAAUAGAUGGAAUUGCAGGAAAGGUAUUCUCUCUAUCAAACAGAGGAGUAAUAGGAUCAUUAUCAACGGGAUUUGACAUUCAGUUGUUGGCUGUGAAUAAUGAUUUCAUAUUCGGAGCUACAAAAAGUGGGAGUAUUGAGGUGUGGUUGAAGGAAAGGUUAACUAAAGUUGCUUCCAUUAAGAAUUCCAAAAUCACAUCCAUGGCAUCAGAUGUUGAUGGAGAAAUGCUAUUUGCUGGCUCUUCUGAUGGCAGAAUUCAGACUUGGGGUUUAGAUUGA